This is a messenger RNA of Aplosporella prunicola CBS 121167, 3312 nucleotides long. RefSeq lists its product as uncharacterized. NCBI's taxonomy places the organism in Eukaryota, Fungi, Ascomycota, Dothideomycetes, Botryosphaeriales, Aplosporellaceae. Gene Ontology annotation, molecular function: ATP-dependent peptidase activity; ATP binding; ATP hydrolysis activity. Gene Ontology annotation, biological process: mitochondrion organization; chaperone-mediated protein complex assembly; protein catabolic process. The record is from RefSeq and is a predicted model, not a curated record. The transcript is spliced from 2 exons. Gene Ontology annotation, cellular component: mitochondrial matrix. Bases 1 to 3312 code for a protein of 1103 amino acids.
AUGCUCUACGGCCAGAAUCUGCCAUGGCGGGCAGCUUUGCGGCAGGCGUCGCGCCAGCACGGUAAUCUCAACAGGUCAUCUUCACUUAUCCUUGGGGCUGCUAGCCGAUCCUAUCACGGUUCUCUCGCACGAUGCCCGCCUUCGUCGUCGAAGCAUCGCGCGACUGCGUCCUCGCUAUCCACCUCCCGCCACUUCUCCACCACUCCGGCGCGGAGGAAGGAAAAGCCCCCAAGCGCGGCACCGGACGAGGAACUUAGCUUGAAGAAGAGCGAAGGAGAGGACAAGGAUAAGAAGAAGAAAAAGGAACAACCGGAGGAGCCGGAGACCGGAGCGAAUGCGAAGGCAAAGGACCCGGAGCCCAUUCCCUCCAACAAAGGCGCGGAUGGCAAGGGCUCUUCGGGAGGCUCUGGCGGCAGCGGUGGCGAAGCUCCUCCGUCCGGUGGCGAAAGCGGCGGCGGAGGCAAGAGGCGCAAGACCAGCGAGCGCUCGCUGCAGAAGCCCUCGGUGCCGGAUGUCUACCCGCAGGUCAUGGCAAUUCCAAUUGGCAAGCGGCCCCUCUUCCCAGGCUUCUACAAGGCCAUCACGAUCAGGAACCAGGCCGUCGCGGCCGCGAUACACGAUAUGGUACAGAGAGGACAGCCAUACAUUGGCGCGUUCUUGUUGAAAAACGACGAUGCGGACAAGGAUGUCAUUGAGAGCCCCGACGACGUGCAUGAGGUCGGUACCUUCUGCCAGAUUACUAGCGCUUUCCCUGUGCAGGGCGAUGAGCCUAGCAUGACCGCCGUCUUGUACCCGCACCGCCGGAUCAAGAUGUCUUCGCUCAUCCCGCCGACCCGUCCCGCAGGAGAGGUGCUCACCAGGACUGAAACUUCGGCCGAAACACCGGAAGUUGAACAGGCGACAAAGGAUCCCGCACAACACAAGAAGGGUGAUGUCGGGGCUAGUUUUGAGGAAGGCGUCUCGGACCAGACGAAGCAGAUUGGCCAGUACGAGCCCACUUCGUUCUUGAAGAAAUACCCUGUCAGUUUGGUAAAUGUGGAUAACCUUGUCGAGGAACCUUUCGAGAAGAACAACCCCACCGUCCGCGCUCUCGUUGGCGAGAUGGUGAACACUUUCAAAGAGGUUGCCGCCAUCAACAGUCUUUUCCGCGAUCAGAUUUCUACCUUCUCCAUGAGCCAAGGUGCUGGCAACGUAGGCGACGAUGCGGCCAAGCUGGCUGAUUUCGCGGCUGCGGUUGCCCAGGGCGAAUCUCACGAGCUUCAGGCAGCACUAGCAGCAAUGAACAUUGAGGAUCGGUUGCAUAAAGCUUUGAUUGUAUUGAAGAAGGAAUACAUGAACGCUCAGCUUCAAGACAAGAUUCUCAAAGAUGUUGAAAAGAAGAUCACAAAGAGGCAACGGGAAUACUGGUUGAUGGAGCAAAUGCGUGGUAUCCGUAGAGAGUUGGGUCUCGAGACCGAUGGAAAAGAGAAGCUCGUUGAGAAGUUCAAGGAGAAGGCCUCCAAGCUUGCUAUGCCAGAGGCUGUUAAAAAGGUUUUCGACGAAGAAGUCAACAAGUUGGCGCACCUUGAGCCUGCUGCUUCAGAGUUUAAUGUCACGCGGAACUACCUGGACUGGUUGACUCAGAUUCCCUGGGGCCAGAGGAGCGCUGAGAACUUUGGCAUCAAGAACGCCAUGAAGGUUUUGGAUGAGGAUCACCAUGGAUUGAAGGAUGUCAAGGACCGCAUUCUCGAAUUUAUCGCCGUCGGCAAGCUGCGAGGAACGGUCGAGGGCAAGAUUCUGUGCAUGGUUGGCCCGCCCGGUGUCGGUAAGACUAGUAUCGGCAAGUCGAUCGCCAGGGCUCUGAACAGGCAAUACUACCGUUUCAGUGUUGGUGGUCUUACCGAUGUUGCGGAGAUCAAGGGUCACAGAAGAACGUACGUUGGUGCGCUUCCUGGACGGAUUAUCCAGGCUCUCAAGAAGUGCCAGACGGAGAACCCUCUCAUUCUGAUUGAUGAGGUCGACAAGAUCGGUCGCGGUCAUCAGGGUGACCCUUCAUCUGCCUUGCUGGAGCUGCUCGACCCUGAGCAGAACAACUCCUUCCUGGAUCACUACAUGGAUGUGCCCGUUGAUCUGUCCAAGGUUCUUUUCGUCUGCACUGCUAACAUGACCGACACCAUCCCGCGCCCUCUGCUCGACCGUAUGGAGAUGAUUGAACUCUCUGGAUACGUCGCUGACGAGAAGAUGGCUAUCGCUGAGCGUUACCUCGCACCUGCCGCCCAGGAGCUGAGCGGCUUGAAGGAAGUCGACGUUCAGCUGGAGAAGGAAGCCAUCGCUGAGCUCAUCAACAAGUACUGCCGCGAGAGUGGUGUCCGCAACCUGAAGAAGCAGAUCGAGAAGGUCUACAGGAAAUCCGCUCUCAAGAUUAUCCAGGACCUUGGUGAGGAUGUCUUGUCGGAGGACAAGGCUCUGACGGAAGAGGGCAAGGCAGCGCAAGAAGAGGCCAACAAGGACAACACCGAUGUGAAGGAAACGCCCGAGAAUAUUGAGCAGGAGAGGACCGAGAAGCCCAGGGUGGCCCUGAAGGUGCCGGACAGCGUACAUGUCAACAUCACCAAGGACAACCUCAAGGACUACGUCGGCCCACCUGUCUUCACGGCCGACCGCCUCUACGACCAGACUCCCGCCGGUGUAGCCAUGGGUCUCGCCUGGACGCAAAUGGGCGGCGCGGCGCUGUACGUCGAGUCGAUACUCGAAGCGGCGCUGAACCACUCGUCGCGGCCGGGCUUCGAGCGCACGGGCAACCUGCAAGCGGUGAUGAAGGAAUCGACCAUCAUCGCGUAUUCGUUCGCCAAGUCGGUCAUGGCGCGCGACUUCCCGGAGAACCGCUUCUUCGAGCACGCCAAGAUCCACCUGCACUGCCCUGAAGGCGCGGUGCAGAAGGACGGGCCGAGCGCGGGCAUCACGAUGGCGACGGCGCUGCUGUCGCUGGCGCUGGAUCGGCCGCUGGAUCCGACGAUCGCCAUGACGGGCGAGUUGACGGUUACGGGUAAGGUGCUGCGUAUUGGUGGACUGAGGGAGAAGACGGUGGCGGCGAAGAGGGCGGGCGCCAAGAUGGUGAUUUUCCCGAGCGAUAACUUGAGCGAUUGGUUGGAGUUGCCGGAGAACAUCAAGGCCGGCAUCGAAGGCAAGGCCGUGUCUUGGUACUCGGACGUGUUCGACGUCGUGUUCAAGGACUUGGACCGCGAGCGCGCCAACAGCCUGUGGAAGAAGGAGCUGGCGAAGCCAGCGAAAGGCAAGGAGGGCCGCUCGGACGACGCCGACGACGUCGAUUGA